AUGGCCGUGAGAAUUGUUGGAGUGGUUGGGUGCACUGGAACAGGGAAAUCAUGUUUGAGCGAAGAGCUUGCAAAGUUGCUGGGCGCUGAGGUUGUGGAAGGAGACAAGUGUUUCCUUCCCGCUCAUCAGUGCCCUCGGCUAGACCUCACGCACCUGUGGCCCGACGAGGGCGUGCCGCAGGCUCUAGCGAGCAAGAGGGAGGACACUAACCAUCCCGAUGCUCUUGACUGGAGCAAGUUGGAGAAGGAAAUCUCUGCAGGAAGGCGGGCGGCUGAGGAACAGCAGAGGCAGGCAGUGAUUGUUGACAGUUUCCUGCUGCAAUGCCGUGACAUAGUUCGUAGACAUCUUACAGAUAUUGUCUACUUGGAUGAUUCAAACAUGCUGCCUGGAGAGCUUGCAAGGAGGAAAUGGGAGCGAAGUCAUCUGGGGAAAAGAUCCUACAAGGAAAAAGGGGUGUCGUUCGAGGAAUACAAAUUGUACUUCAACGAGUAUGUUUAUAAGCGCUACCUGGAGUUCGGCAGGCCCAGUGACUUGACCGAUGUUAUUGUGCUUGACUGCACGAAGGAACCAAAACAGAAUGCUCUGAUAGCCUUGCAACGGCUGGAGGAGCGAGCCGGUAUGGAGGGUGAUAACAAGGGCAGCCUGUGUACAUGA
Molecule: messenger RNA, 654 nt
Organism: Guillardia theta CCMP2712
Lineage: Eukaryota; Cryptophyceae; Pyrenomonadales; Geminigeraceae
Exons: 4
Coding region: 1-654 (217 amino acids)
Source: RefSeq, a predicted model, not a curated record